AUGUGGAUUGAUGGGAACGUGGACGUGGACAUGGACGUGGAUGUGGACAUGGACGUGGACGUGGACGUGGACGUGGAGGACUUGGACGUGGACAUGGACGUGGACAUGGACGUGGACUUGCACGUGGACAUGGACUUGGACAUGGACGUGGACAUGGACGUGGACAUGGACUUGGACAUGGACGUGGACAUGGACGUGGACGUGGACGUGGACGUGGACGUGGACGUGGACGUGGACGUGGACGUGGACAUGGACGUGGACGUGGACAUGGACGUGGACAUGGACGUGGACAUGAACGUGGACGUGGACAUGGACGUGGACGUGGACAUGGACGUGGACAUGGACGUGGACGUGGACGUGGACGUAGACGUGGACAUGGACGUGGACGUGGACGUGGACGUGGACGUGGACAUGGACAUGGACGUGGACGUGGACGUGGACGUGGACAUGGACAUGGACGUGGACGUGGACAUGGACGUGGACGUGGACAUGGACGUGGACAUGGACGUGGACAUGAACGUGGACAUGGACGUGGACGUGGACGUGGACGUGGACGUGGACGUGGACAUGGACGUGGACAUGGAUGUGGACGUGGACGUGGACGUGGACGUCGACAUGGACAUGGACGUGGACGUGGACGUGGACGUGGACGUGGACAUGGACGUGGAGGAAUUGGACGUGGACUUGGACGUGGACGUGGACAUGGACGUGGACAUGGACGUGGACAUGGACGUGGACGUGGACAUGGACGUGGACGUGGACAUGGACGUGGACGUGGACAUGGACGUGGACGUGGAUGUGGACGUGGUCGUGGACAUGGACGUGGACGUGGACGUGGACGUGGACAUGGACGUGGAAAUGGACAUGGACGUGGACCUGGACGUGGUCGUGGACGUGGUCGUGGACGUGGCCGUGGUCGUGGACGUGGACGUGGUCGUGGACGUGGACGUGGACAUGGACGUGGACGUGGACGUGGUCGUGGACGUGGUUAUGGACGUGGAGGACUUGGACGUGGAGGACUUGGACGUGGACGUGGACGUGGACGUGGACGUGGUCAUGGACGUGGUCGUGGACGUGGAGGACUUGGACGUGGAGGACUUGGACGUGGACGUGGACAUGGACGUGAACGUGGAUGUGGACGUGGUCGUGGACGUGGUCGUGGACGUGGACGUGGUCGUGGACGUGGUCGUGGACGUGGACGUGGUCGUGGACGUGGUCGUGGACGUGGACGUGGACGUGGUCGUGGACGUGGAGGACUUGGACGUGGAGGACUUGGACGUGGACUGA
Closterium sp. NIES-65 is the source of this 1287-nucleotide messenger RNA. The record is from the annotation of a GenBank genome assembly. Lineage: Eukaryota; Viridiplantae; Streptophyta; Zygnematophyceae; Desmidiales; Closteriaceae.